Fomitiporia mediterranea MF3/22 is the source of this 834-nucleotide messenger RNA. RefSeq lists its product as uncharacterized. The record is from RefSeq and is a predicted model, not a curated record. Bases 1 to 834 code for a protein of 277 amino acids. The transcript has 4 exons. NCBI's taxonomy places the organism in Eukaryota, Fungi, Basidiomycota, Agaricomycetes, Hymenochaetales, Hymenochaetaceae.
AUGUCAGUUGCAACACUCAUAUUUAAACUCCCCCUUGAGAUUAGAAUACACAUCCUCAACUAUGCUACAAGGAGCUCCAAAUGGGCUCUUCACAUGUUCUUCCCUCCGGAGAAUGAUUUUAAAUACGUUGAGGGAUUUGCAAAUGCCUUGCCUAUCUUUUGUCGUUGGGUAGAAGAGGCGCAAACAUUAUUAUUACAACUAAGUCUUGCAGUGGACGGUGUAAAGGGUAUCUUGGAGUCUAAAAUCCCAGCUAAACAUAUUCGGCAUUUGAGGAUUCAGUGCAAUAGAACAGGCACACCAACCGAACUUGUACGCUUUAAGAACCUCGAAUCAUUAUCCAUUACCCCAGGCCAAUGCGAGACCGCAUUACAUACCAUGUUCCGGUAUCAGGCGACUUCGAUGGCACAAAGCCUAAGAAGACUUGACUUUGCAUGGAGUAAUAUCAGGUUCCUGAUGUCAUACCUCUACGUCUUUCCGAACCUUGUCGAAGUGCGCCUUGCGGUGUCCCAGCCAACAAUCAGGACAACAGAAAUUUUGGAUACAAAACACUUCAUAAUGGCAAGCCUACUAGAUUUCAAUAACCAGUCACACCCAAACAAGUGUACUAUGAGCCUAUGUGGGGCUGCAGAGCUGGACGAAUCUGCAAGGGUGAAGGAGCGGUACAUGACGAUGAAACUUGCACAGAACUUGCCAGCUCUGAAGUGCGUUCGGUGGUCGGUCGCGUUUCGAAGUAGUGCAUAUUUUGAUGAAGUGGGUCAGAGGGAGUAUGUGAUCUCUAGAUGGGAAGAUGGAACACUCUCUAUUGGUGGAGGGAAUAUAAUUGAAGAGUCAUAG